Molecule: messenger RNA, 2828 nt
Organism: Seriola aureovittata
Lineage: Eukaryota; Metazoa; Chordata; Actinopteri; Carangiformes; Carangidae
Product: sortilin
Exons: 21
Coding region: 40-2505 (821 amino acids)
Biological process (GO): vesicle organization; Golgi to endosome transport; endocytosis
Cellular component (GO): Golgi apparatus; membrane
Molecular function (GO): protein binding
Source: RefSeq, a predicted model, not a curated record
UCUUAUUCUGAGUGAGGUGUCGUUAUUUUCACAUCGGAUAUGAUCUGGAGACUUGUGCUCCUCGGCGGGGUGUGGGUCUGUCUUCUGGGUGCUGAAGGCAGAGGCCGCGGGGGGAGGACGGUGACUUUCCACCGGACUCAGCAGGAUGAGAGCCAGGGGAAAGUGCGCACACGCACCAGGAGAGAAGCCAGCAGCUCAUCUGGCACAUCCAAGCUUUCUCACGGUCCAUCCUUCUCUGCCUGCCGACUCCAUCUGACUCCAGCCGAACACGAAGUCCUGGAUGACAAUACACAUGAGACAGGGUUUAAUGGUGAUGAUGGCUCCUAUGUAAUUCUCACAUGGGUGGGCGAUGGCACAGGAGUGGUCCUGGUGCUGUCCACCAUCAGCGCCCCCCUCGAUUCUUUUCUAGAAGGCGGCUCUUCACGACUUUACAGAAGUACGGAUUAUGGGAAGUCGUUCCAUGACAUUUCCCACCGGAUCAACAACACUUUCAUGAGGGAGGAGUUUGGAGUCAGUGUUGGACCAGGGAGCUCUGUGAUAUUGACAGCGGACACACCGGUGUUGGACAAUCCAGGGGGGGUCGUCUUCACCUCCACAGAUGCCGGUGCGACCUUCAAGUUCAUCCAACUCCCCUUCCACUUGGCUCAGCCGAUCACGUACCACUUCCUCAACCCUGACUACCUGGUGGCCCUCAGCAUUGACGGCGGUCUGUGGCUCUCUCUGGACUUUGGUGCCAAGUGGACAAAAGUUCAUGAUGGAGUGCAUUCUUUCUCAUGGGGGGCUGGUGUCAAUUUGUUCUUCAGCUGCAGUCGAGUGGACACAGUUGAAGCGGACAAGAGAGGAGACUGGGUGCUGAAGAGGACGAAGGAUCUGGGGAAGACCUUCACCAUAAUCCAUGAGGACAUCUACAGUUUUGGCUACAUAGGAGCCUUUCUCUUCUUCUCUGUGAUGGAGGAUUUGAGAUCCCCUCGUGUCAUGUAUUUCUCAUCAGACCAGGGAGAGACGUUCAGUCGGGCGCUGCUGCCUUCUGCUUCCACUGAGCAGUUCUACUCGAUCCUGGAUGGAGAUGAGGAUAUGCUCUUCAUGCAUGUGGACAACCCAGGAGACACCUACUUUGGGACCAUGUACACGUCGGACGACCGCGGGAUCUUGUUCUCCAAGUCACUGGAGCGCCACCUGUUUGACGGGCAGAGGAAGAGCGAUUUCACCAACAUCACCUCACUGAGAGGAGUAUACCUCACUAACAAACUAGACGAGGACGGCCGUGUUAGAUCUGUCAUCUCCUUUAACAGAGGAGGGAUGUGGCGACAGCUUAAUAAACCUGAGAACGUGGACUGUAGAGAGCAAAUUAAGAGUUGCAACCUUCAUAUCCAUGGAGAACACAGUCGCAACAACCGAAUAGUUCCCAUGGUGGCGCUCUCUGAGCCCACUGCCAUCGGCCUGGUCAUCGCCCAUGGCACUGUGGGUGAUUCUCUGUCAUCGUCGCAGCACCCAGACGUGUUCGUUUCCUCAGACGGGGGCUAUAACUGGAGGGGGACACUGAGGGGACCUCACCACUACAGCAUACUGGACUCUGGGGGUCUCAUUGUGGCUGUGGAGGCUCAGCGCGAAGGACAAGUCAAAACUAUCAAGUUCUCCACAGACGAGGGCCAGUGCUGGAAGUCGUAUAACUUCACUGACCAGCCCUUCUUCUUCGCAGGCCUGGCAUCUGAGCCAGGCACCAAAGCCAUGAAUGUCAGUGUGUGGGGCUUCCGGCCCGAGGAGGACGGCCAGCCCAUGUGGGUGGCCGUCACCAUCGAUUUCCAGAGCCUCAUUACCAGAGAGUGUAACGAGCAGGACUAUGAGGAGUGGUUGGCUCAUUCUACAGAGGGAGGAGACUCGGAGAGAAACGGCUGCGUCCUGGGUGUCAAGGAGACUUACAGGAGGCUGAAGAAACAAUCUGUAUGCAGAAAUGGGAAAAGCUUUGUGGUGAGCAAGAAGCAAAGCCCCUGCUCGUGCACCAGAGAAGAUUACUUAUGUGACUACGGUUACUAUCGUCAUGUGAACACUUCCGAGUGUGUGAGACAACCCAACGCUCCAAAUAAAACUCUGGAGGUCUGUUUGAAUGGAGAGGAGGACGAGCUACUGACCGCAGGGUAUCGUAAGGUCCCGAGUAAUAAGUGUGAGGGUGGGUUCAAUCUUCAGCUCGCAGUGCAGACAGUCAUCAGGCCCUGUGGUGUUAAACCCAGCCCUGGCCAACCUGCCAGGUCAUCGUCUCCAGACACACACUUUGACACACCGCGAGAGAGGCUGGUGUUGAUCCUGGUGUGUGCAGGAGCGGGACUCAUCGUCCUGGUGGCUGUUGUUUCUGCUCUCCUUGCUGUCAGGAGAGUGGUUUAUAGAAACAGGUCACCAGUGUACCGUUUCUCCAACCUGCAGAUACAGGAUGAUGAUAAUGUUGAAAGCGCAACCAGCAGCAAUGGCACCGUCUGCCAACAGGACUCAGAUGAUGAUCUUAUUGAAUGACACAUGACACAUUUUGAUGGACAUAAUAGACAUUAUGGAUUGAAACCAGCUGUGCUGAAAAAGAAUACCAACUCCAUUUUGAUGGACUAAUCCCUCAUAUUUGGAUGGGAGCAACCUUCAUGCCAAAGUCUAUGGAUUUGAAUGACAAGCAUGAAAAUGUCUUAAUUUAUUGAGCUUACUUCAUUUUGUUGCUUUACUUUACUUUUAUUGCUCUUCCAUUUGUACAGUAUUUUUUUUAUUUCACUCUGUUUGCAGCACCUUUUUACUUCUGUAAAAUGUGAAAACAAAUUUGCAUUUGUGAAAAAUAAAUUAUUGCAUAUUCA